AGUUUAAGUGUGUGAUACUAGGCGCGUUUGCGCCUAAUCCUAACGCGCAGUGAAGAUCUGUUCAUCAUCACGCGAACAUUACAGUGCGAGCUUGUUCAGACAUGGCGCACUUUUUACUAAUAAUCGGAGCCGCGGUUUUAUCGUCUUCUUAUGCACUCAAAACAUGUCCAGGGUUCCCUGGCUAUUGCUCAGAGUCUUUCGUUGGACAAACGUGCAAUGUAGUUUGUAGCUUCGGAAGAAACAAUGUUCCAUUGUGUCAGGAGGAUGGAACCUGGACAGAUAUCCCUCGUUGUAUUGAACACGAACCUGGAGUUGAAGAACAGAUAACCGGGAUAUGUCCGGGUAUACCUGGAUACUGCUCUCAGGGUUUUCUGAACUCAAGAUGUAAUUUCAAAUGUGCAACAGGGCCUGCCAUAGAUUCACUGUGCAACACAGACGGAACAUGGUUACCAUAUCCGGUUUGUGAAGGGGAUCUGAGGGAAACACGAGAUGGUUGUGAUGGUUGCCCUGGUCCGAACGGAGGAAUUAGGAAUAGAACUGCAGAGGAAAUCCUAACAAACAACAUUCCUAAUAACAGAAUUCCUAAAAUAAGUUCCAUAUCUACUGGCCGGAAAGAGAUCCCAUCAUUUGCCGGAAGUACCAAGUUUGGCGUACUCCAAGCUGACCCAAAGCUAAAGCAGGUUGACCCCACUAACUCGUUUUUUGUCGGCAACGACGGCAGAAUCCAACAACGGCCGGCUUCUGCCCCUCAGUUCAACAGCAAACAGCAAAUGUUUCUUUCCAGAUUUCCAUUCCAGCAAAAGCAACAAUUCCCUCCGCAACAACCUCAACAGCAACUACAAAUCUCUCAACAGCAGCAAAUCCAGCAACAACAACCAUCCUUUAAUUCUUUCCAACAACAAACUGGUCAAAGCAAUCAAGGGUCACUGUUUAAUGAAAUCAAAAACAGAAUUAAUUCUGGAAACAGACAACAACAACAACAACAACAAGUUCCCCAGCAACAACCCCGUCCAUCUCUUCCCAUUGAUUCUUUCCUGCCAGAGAUCCAACCACAACAGCAACAACCACUUGUCCUUCAGCAACAGCCACAGGAAGCCUUUCCAGCUGUUAGACAACAACAACAACAACGAUCCAGUUUUGGUAUAUUUGAGGAGGUUGACCUUGGAAACUCAUUUUCUGGUCAGGAGGUCGCUCAAUUAGUAACUGAGUCUCAAGCUAGGUUAAUAGAAAGGCCUACUGAGCUUCAAGGAGACUUCUUUGGAGAAUUUCCAUCAAUUAAUUUGCAAGGAUAAAUUGCAACAAUUUCAUUAAUGUCAUUUUAGUGAAAUUCCUGGUAUUUAAUUUAAUCUAAUAAACCUAUACUGCUUGAUUGCAGAUAUACUGUGUACUGUAUAUAGAAGCUGUAAUAUAUUAGUUAAAUAGAAUCUAAAAAUAAACUACUAAACUACUAA
Messenger RNA from Eurytemora carolleeae, 1451 nucleotides. RefSeq names its product bromodomain-containing protein DDB_G0280777. Bases 102 to 1292 code for a protein of 396 amino acids. NCBI's taxonomy places the organism in Eukaryota, Metazoa, Arthropoda, Copepoda, Calanoida, Temoridae. The record is from RefSeq and is a predicted model, not a curated record. The transcript has 9 exons.